AAACCUGUGAAGCGGCCAGUCGUUAGGUUGAGUUCACAGCGUCCGACCGCGCGGAGUAACCGCGCAAAACUUUACGCUGUCGAAGUAAUGUGUAUUGGUGGAUAGUGUAUAGUGUAUGGACAUUUUAAAUUAAAGUGUUGUGAUUAUGGCCGAUGAGAAGAGAUCUUCUAAAUCUGCUGUCAACAACCAGUCAUGCCCUACUAUGGUUCUAUGAACGACUCAGUGCCUUUCAUAAAAAAUGGCACGCCCGCUACUAUUAUCAAGAAGCCAGCGCCGGCGCAAAAGGCAAGCAAGCAAGGCAGGGGGAAAGCCCUGCGUCAAGUACUGGCUUCGUUUGUGGCCAACCUGGGCACCAUAAACACUGGCAUGGCUUUCGGAUUCUCCGCCGUGGCCUUACCGCAGUUAAAGAGCGAGAACUCGACGCUGCACAUCACUGAGAGCGAAGCUAGUUGGAUUGCCAGUCUCAGCGCGGCAGGAACUCCAAUAGGAUGCAUACUCAGCGGCUACCUCAUGGACAGUAUUGGCCGUCGGCUCACUCUGAUUGUUACUGAAAUCCCAUUGAUCCUUGGCUGGCUCCUCGUUGCAUCAGCGCAGAAUGUCCCCAUGAUGUACAUAGGCAGGUUGUUAAUCGGUUUUGGUUCUGGAAUGGUCGGCGCUCCGGCUAGAGUGUACACUUGUGAAGUAUCCCAACCCCAUCUACGAGGUAUGCUCGGCGCUCUGGCAUCCGUCGGCGUGUCUACAGGAGUCUUGAUACAGUACGUGAUAGGCAGUGCGACAUCAUGGAACAUACUAGCAGGAGUGAGCGCUAUAAUACCAAUGUUGUCUCUGCUCGGAAUGAUCCUCGUCCCGGAGACUCCCAACUUCCUCCUCACGCAAGAUAAGAGGGAGAGAGCUGAAAGCAGUCUCGCCAAGCUGAGAGGGUCUACUUGCAACCUCGACGAGGAGAUACAGAAGAUGAUCGCGUUCAAAGAGAAAAAUCAUGUUGAACCAUUGAAAGGUCCAAGGCAAAUCAUCAAGGCGUUGCUGUCUCCGUCUGCUUUGAAGCCGUUCGGGAUCCUCGCGAUAUACUUCUUCGUGUACCAGUGGUGUGGCGUCAAUACCAUCACCUUCUACGCUGUUGAAGUGUUUGCGUCGUCAGGAGCGACGCAAAAGGAGAAGUAUUGGCUGACGAUAUCAUUGGGUGUUCUUCGCGUGAUCUUCACUGUAGUCGGAUGCGUGAUGUGCAGGCGGUUUGGAAGACGGCCCCUCACAUUUAUUUCUGCUAUCGGUUGCGGGUCCAUGAUGAUCGUCCUGGCUGUGUACAUGUACUUCAUAAACUACUGGAAGGCGAACAACUUGCCAGCCCAGUACUCUUGGGUUCCGAUCGCCAGCAUCUAUAUCUUUAUGAUCUGCUGCACGCUCGGGUAUCUCAUCGUACCCUGGGUCAUGAUUGGUGAAGUUUAUCCUACUCAGGUCCGCGGCAUCGUCGGAGGUAUGACGACGUGUGUGGCGCACAUGUCUGUCUUCUCCGUGGUCAAGACAUUUCCGUUCCUGAAGCACUGGCUCCACGAUUACGGAGUGUUCGGUCUCUAUGGUGCCAUGUCACUUACCAGUAUCAUCUUCUUCUACUUCUUCUUACCUGAGACAAAAGGCAAGACACUCCAAGAAAUCGAAGACUACUUCUCGGGCAGAACAAAAUCGCUGAAUAAGAAAAACAGCAUCCACAGUGCACAAACCGUUGCGACUGCUUGAGAUGAUUGUGAAGUGUGGACUUUUAAGUGACUUAGAAAAAAUUAUAUUGUACAUACAUGUAGAUAAAAGGCACAGGGAAAUGCCCCAACAUGCUCAAAACAUAGAAAAUUAAAUCUCAUCCAAAGGAUUAUGAAGUAAGUUUCUGUUCAAAUAUAUAUUUAUUUAUUGUAUGAAGUACGACUUGCAGAUAUUUAUAACAUAAACUACAUCUUUACUAUCGGAAUAAAUACUGCAUUUUCUAAAUGAAAAAUAGAGAUGCAGAAAAUAUUUUUGAAUCAUUAGAAUUGUACGUGCUUAUUUCUAGUUCCCGCCAUGCAAUAUAUGUAGCUACAAGCGGUUACUUUGCAAAAGCGACAACUGGGAACUUACUUUUCUGCUAACCUGGUUCUCCCUGGGUUCUGCCCACCUACUUAUCUAAACUGUUCUUGUCGUGAUGUAAUAUUUGGAUUUAAAAUAUUCCGUUUCCUCGUAUACCUAGUUAAUGAAUAAUAAAAUCUUGUUCAAAGUAGGUGAUCUAACCUAACUGACGUCUAUUAAUCUACAGUUUUUAAAAAGCAUUUGCUUUUAAUAACGUAUGUGCCUUCAGAUUGCCUUGUAUUUCCAUCAAAAUGUCUUGGGAAUUUUUCCCGACUUAUAUUUUUAUAUUUUAUAUCACUUAGAUCUUUAUCUAAGUGUUUUGUACGUAUGUAAAUUGUUAAGAUAUUUUUAACAGUGUUCAAUAACACAUUAUUGUGAUGUUGUAUAUUUUGUGAGAAGUAUUAAUUUGUAUAAUUAUAUUUUGAUAAGAUUGUACUUUAUGUGCCAUUUAACGCUAUAGUAGAAAUUGUGAUUAAAAUGAUGACUUCAACGUUGUACAGUAGACCCAAUAAUAUUAGAACCCAAAGACGCUUAUAAAGCACAUUAAAAUAUGUAAAAAUUUAUAAUGUUUUAAUGUAAGUUGAAGAAAAUGUUACCUUAGCAUGCAAUGCAUUUUAAAUUCUAAUUUAUUUAUAUGUAAAUUUAAGCAUUUGUGAUAGAGAGUUGUAUAUAGUGAAAUUUGUUGGAUUUAUCCAAUUAAUAAAAAUGUUAAGAAACA
Messenger RNA from Manduca sexta (tobacco hornworm), 2806 nucleotides. RefSeq names its product facilitated trehalose transporter Tret1 (gene ST5). The record is from RefSeq and is a predicted model, not a curated record. The transcript has 11 exons. Gene Ontology annotation, biological process: transmembrane transport; carbohydrate transport. Lineage: Eukaryota; Metazoa; Arthropoda; Insecta; Lepidoptera; Sphingidae. Gene Ontology annotation, cellular component: membrane. The coding region runs from base 193 to 1731 and encodes 512 amino acids. Gene Ontology annotation, molecular function: sugar transmembrane transporter activity.